Naegleria gruberi is the source of this 1155-nucleotide messenger RNA. RefSeq lists its product as uncharacterized. The record is from RefSeq and is a predicted model, not a curated record. Bases 1 to 1155 code for a protein of 384 amino acids. The transcript has 3 exons. Gene Ontology annotation, molecular function: MAP kinase activity; ATP binding. NCBI's taxonomy places the organism in Eukaryota, Heterolobosea, Eutetramitea, Acrasida, Naegleriidae. Gene Ontology annotation, cellular component: nucleus; cytoplasm. Gene Ontology annotation, biological process: protein phosphorylation; intracellular signal transduction.
AUGUUUACUGGUCAACAAGCAAGUAGACAAACUUCCUCUCCGGAAUAUGUACAAUAUUCUGUAAAUGGAAACACAUUUUCAUUACCAAAGAGAUAUACAAUGGAUGGUGUAAAAGGAGCUGGUGGAUUUGGUUGUGUUGUGAGUGCAUUGGAUAAUAAGAAUAAUGAAAGAGUUGCCAUUAAAAAAGUAUCCAGUCUCUAUGAAAGAGAUAGAAAUUAUCAAAAGAGAAUUUUAAGAGAAAUCAAAAUUUUGAAACAUUUCAGACAAUUUAGUGCCCAUAAUGUUGUAUUACUUAAGGAUUUAUUCUUUGAUCCUUAUCAACCUGGAAGUAUUUAUAUUGUCACCAAUUUGAUGGAUUUUGAUUUGGAAAAACUCUUGUCAAGUAAUCAGACAUUUAGUGAACAAUCUAUCCAAUACUUUCUUCAUGAAAUUUUAAAAGCAGUUAAUAUCAUGCAUAGCAGUAAUAUAAUUCACAGAGAUUUAAAGCCAAGCAAUAUUCUGCUGAAUAGAGAUUUGGAUUUACAAAUAUGUGAUUUUGGUUUGAGUAGAGCCAUUGGUCAAGAUUAUCCAGAAGAUUCCAAAUAUGUUGUGACAAGAUGGUACAGAAGUCCAGAAGUUAUUUUGUAUUGGAACAAAUUGCAUGCUGCUAUGGAUAUGUGGUCAAUUGGAUGUAUUUUUGCUGAACUCUUAGUGAAACCACUUCACAAAAAUGGAAGACCUAUUUUGUUUCCUGGCAAAGAUUUUAAGGAUCAAUUGGAAUUGAUUUUACGUUUGGUUGGUACUCCAAAGGAUGAGGAAAUUAGAGGUUGCAGUGAAGGAAUUAAAUUUAUGAAGACUCACUUUAAGCAAACAUAUGAAAAGAAGAAUUUCGGUCAAAUCUUUUCACAUGUUACGAAUCAAUUAGCAAUUGAUUUGCUUGAAAGAAUGCUCACAUGGGAUCCUGAAAAGAGAAUAACAGUUAGAGAUGCUCUUAGACAUCCCUAUCUGAAAGAAAUGUUCGAUCAGGAUGAAUAUAAUACCGAUCCAAACACUUCUGAAAAUACUUACUUUUGUCAAGCUAAUUUUGAUUAUCAAUUCAGUGAGGAUAUUAAAACUGAGGAUAUCAAGAUACUUGUCUCUAAUGAGGUUGAGACUUUCCAACAACAAAUUCAAUAA